Molecule: messenger RNA, 3686 nt
Organism: Balaenoptera ricei (Rice's whale)
Lineage: Eukaryota; Metazoa; Chordata; Mammalia; Artiodactyla; Balaenopteridae
Gene: AASDH
Product: aminoadipate-semialdehyde dehydrogenase
Exons: 12
Coding region: 289-2862 (857 amino acids)
Biological process (GO): amino acid activation for nonribosomal peptide biosynthetic process
Molecular function (GO): protein binding
Source: RefSeq, a predicted model, not a curated record
UUUCUAGGAACCAGAGAGCCCGGUGGGCUGCGCGGUGGGUCGGCUUUAAGGUGUUGGUUUAUUCGCUGUGUGUGAAGAAGUGUUGGGGUUGGAUUGUCGGGAGAAGGUCCGUAUGGGCUCGGACCUCCCCGCUACCCCCUCACCCCUACGCCUUCUGAGUGGGUCUCGGCAGGAGGCGGUAUCCACUGGGGACAUGUGUGAGGGAGGCGAAGUACGAAGACACCUGCGGCUGACUGCGCACAGGUAGAAUUCUCUGCUACCAGUGAUGUUCAGAUAAACUUCAGUGAAAUGACUCUUCAGGAAUUGGUGCAUCAAGCUGCCUCCCGUUAUUCGGAUAAAAUAGCUGUAUGUUUUGAUGAAUGUAACAACCAGCCUCCAGUUUAUUACACCUACAAGACUGUGGUUAACGCUGCUUCAGAAUUAUCAAAUUUUCUGCUGUUACAUUGUGACUUUCAAGGAAUUCGGGAAAUUGGUCUGUACUGCCAUCCUGGGAUAAACUUACCCUCUUGGAUUUUAGGAAUUCUCCAAGUCCCGGCUGCUUAUGCACCUAUUGAUCCAGAUUCACCACCAGCAUUAUCAAUUCAUUUUAUGAAAAAAUGUAAUCUAAAGUAUAUCCUUGUUGAAAAACAGCAAAUUAAUAAAUUCAAAUCUUCCUAUGAAACAUUAUUGAACUAUGAUAUGUUUACAGUAGAACAUAACGACCUAGUACUCUUCAGACUUCACUGGAAAAAUGUUGAGGUGAGCUUGAUGCUAAAUAAUAGCAUAAGAAGAGAGACAUAUGAAAAAGAAAAAAUGACAGAGAGCAUGAAUUCUGAGAACAGCAGUGAAGAAAAGGCAGAAGAGCACAUGGAUGUGAGGCUAAAGCAUUGCUUGGCCUAUGUUCUCCAUACAUCAGGCACUACGGGAAUACCUAAGAUUGUCAGAGUCCCUCAUGCAUGUAUAGUGCCAAACAUCCAGCACUUCCGGGUGCUUUUUGAGAUCACUCAAGAAGAUGUUUUGUUUCUGGCUUCACCUCUGACCUUUGAUCCUUCUGUUGUGGAAAUAUUUGUUGCUCUAUCAAGUGGUGCCUCUCUGCUUAUUGUACCAACUUCUGUCAAAGUGCUCCCGUCAAAAUUAGCUGCUGUUCUCUUUUCCCAUCACAGAGUGACUAUUUUACAGGCAACACCGACAUUGCUUAGAAGAUUUGGAUCUCAGCGUAUCAAGUCAACUGUUUUAUCAACCAAUACUUCUCUUCGAGUAUUGGCCCUUGGUGGCGAAGCAUUUCCAUCAUUAACUGUUCUCAAAAGCUGGAGAGGAAUAGGCAAUAAAACACAAAUAUUUAAUGUUUAUGGUAUCACAGAAGUAUCAAGUUGGGCGACUUUUUACAGGAUACCAGAGAAAAUUCUUAACUCUACUUUGAAAUGUGAAUUGCCUGUACAACUGGGAUUUCCACUGCUUGGAACAGUAGUUGAAGUCAAAGAUACUAAUGGUUUCACAGUUCAAGAAGGCAAUGGCCAAGUAUUUUUAGGUGGCCGAAAUAGAGUAUGUUUUCUUGAUGAUGAAAUGACAGUACCACUUGGCACAAUGAGGGCCACAGGAGACUUUGUGACUAUAAAAGAUGGAGAGAUAUUUUUCUUGGGACGAAAGGACAGUCAGAUCAAACGUCAUGGCAAACGUCUUAACAUUGAACUUGUGCAACAGGUUGCUGAAGGUCUUCAACAAGUGGAGUCUUGUGCAGUUACAUGGUAUAAUCAGGAAAAAUUAAUUUUGUUCAUGGUGUCCAAAAAUGAUUUAGUAAAGGAUUACAUCUUUAAAGAACUGCAGAAACAUCUUCCAAGUCAUGCAAUCCCGGAUGAGCUUGUGUUGAUUGAUUCUCUACCAUUUACAUCUCAUGGCAAAAUUGAUGUUUCUGAGUUAAAUAAGAUUUAUUUAAACUCCAUAGACUUGAAGUCUGAGUGUAAACUCAAUGGAAAAGAGGAACUUUGGGAAAAAUUACAUCAUUUGUGGAAGUCUGUUCUGAGUCUCUCAGAAGACCCUUUGAAGGUUCCUGAUGAGUCACUCUUCUUAAAUAGUGGUGGAGAUUCUUUGAAGUCCAUACGGCUCCUCAGUGAGAUUGAAAACCUUGUUGGCACAUCAGUACCUGGGCUUCUGGAAAUUAUUCUUAGCAGUUCUAUUUUAGAGAUUUACAAUCACAUCCUUCAAACAGUGUUUCCAGAUGAAGAUCUGACAUUUAGCAAGAAUUAUGCCACAAAAAGAAAAUACAGCGAUGUUAAUCAAGAGGAAACCAGUGGAAAAUCUUUACAUCAGGAAUCUGUCAUGCCUUUAAAUUGUGACAGCGAGAUCAAUGCUUUUAUUGCACUGAGCCGAGGGAGUCAGAUUUUGUCUCUGAAUACUACUAGGUUUUUAACUAAGUUGGAACAUUGCCCUUCAGCCUAUUCUUCUGAUUUAAUUUCACAGACUAACAUUCAAAAUAUGAAAAGCUUAACUCCUCCAGCUCUUAUUGGGAAGUCAAAAGAUACGUCCUGUGUUGCAGAAGUUUCUGAAGAGGAAACAUCUGUGAUGGGGGCUGAAAAAAUGGAGUUUCAUGUGAGGUGGAGGUCAGACACAGGCAAAUGUGUGGAUGCUUCACCUCUGGUUGUAAUACCAGCUGUUGAUAAGUCAUCUGCGACUGUGUACAUUGGCUCCCAUUCUCAUAGAAUGAUGGCAGUUGAUCUUUACUCUGGAAAGGUGAAAUGGGAACAGAUUUUGGGAGAUCGCAUUGAAUCCUCAGCAUGUGUAUCUAAGUGUGGAGACUUUAUUGUGGUGGAUACAUACUAUCAUGUAACCACUACCACAAUCAAGAGUCCACUGCUCCAGGGACUUCCCUGGUGGUGCAGUGGUUAAGAAUCUGCCUGCCAAUGCAGGGGACACAGGUUUGAUCCCUCGUCUGGGAAGAUCCCACGUGCAGCGGAGCAACUAAGCCCGUGCGCCACAACUACUGAGCCUGUGCUCUAGAGCCCAUGCGGCACAACUACUGAAGCCCGCACGCCUAGAGCCCGUGCUCUACAACAAGAGAAGCCACUGCAUUGAGAAGCCACUGCAUUGAGAAGCCCGUGCACCGCAAGGAAGAGUAGCCCCCGCUCCCCGCAACUAGAGAAAGCCCGUGCGCAGCAACGAAGACCCAACACCUCCAAAAUAAAAAAAAUAUAUAUAUAUAUGUGCAUAUAGUAGCACUUCACUGUGAGCAUUACAUGAGUUAAUAGAUAUAAAAUUCUUAGAGUAGUAUCCUUCACAAGGUAAAAGGUCAAUAAACAUUUGGUCAUUGUUAAUGUUAGCAUUUCUGGAACACCUACUAUGUACUGGGCAUUCAUCCUAAUUAUCACAGUAACCCUGAUGUAGAUGUAUCCACAUUCAGCAGAAAGAUAAUCUAGGCCCAGCGAUGCUAGGUAAUUUGCCCAAAGGAUGGCCAUGACAAGAUCUGAAUCCAGGUCUGUCAAAGCCUCUUUCUGCUGCAACAUGCUCAUGUUCACUGUUUUCCUGGUAGUGAAGCACUUUAUGGUACUUUUUUUAAAAUGUAAGGUGUACCUACUAAAUAGGUUUUUUACACAAAUGGUUGCUGCUUUGCUGAAAUGUAAAUCGAGCCAGACAUAGAGCCUAAGUACACAUGAAGAACAUCGAAUAUAUAUUGUCAUGACUUAAGCCAAAUAAUUAUUUUCCAGUGACAUAUG